Molecule: messenger RNA, 1596 nt
Organism: Zymoseptoria tritici IPO323
Lineage: Eukaryota; Fungi; Ascomycota; Dothideomycetes; Mycosphaerellales; Mycosphaerellaceae
Exons: 4
Coding region: 1-1596 (531 amino acids)
Source: RefSeq, a predicted model, not a curated record
AUGAUCGCAGCCAAGAUACGGACCACCAAGUGGAAAGAAGUCACAUUGGAACAAGCCCUAGACGACGAUUGGGACAUGAUUCCGACCCUCACGGCCUUUUCUCGAACACAAGACUUCUGCCAGCAUCUCGAGCAACAUCGUACCGCGCUGGAAAACAUCAUCUCACGCCACCUUGGUAUUUCAACAGCGGACUUGGUGCUGCUCGACCGAAAACAUUGGGUCUGGGGCUCCUUCAACAUCUGUUUGCCGAUCGACAUCAUACGCAGUCAUCGAACAUCCGCGCUUCCUCGCCAAGCGAUCUUGCGACUUCCACUGCCGUUCAGGUGCGGUGAGAAGUACAGUCCUGGUAAUGUGGAGGAAAAGCUGAGGUGCGAAGCUGCGACUUACAUCUGGCUUCGGCGGAAUUGCCCAUCGAUUCCCAUCCCGAGAUUACUGGGCGUAGGAAUACCAGGCGUGGAAGCGUUCACAGCGAUCGAGAACGAAUCGCUAUGGCAUCGCUUCCUCUGGCAUCUACAGCGCUUCCGUGCAUGGCUGCAAGGCGAUACGCUGGCGCCUUUCUUCCGCCACGACAGAUCUGACACCUUGUCAUCUACGCAUGGAUAUCUGCUCUUGGAGUAUGUCAUGGCCGGCGACCCGUUGUCUUCGUCUUGGCAAAAGUACCGCCAGCAUGGCACUCGCCGUGACAAUCUCUAUCGAGGCAUCUCCAGAAUACUGCUUGAUCUUGCAAGAGUUCCGCAGCCUCGCAUUGGUUCCUGGACGUUGAACAGCCGAGGCAUCAUCUCUCUGACCAAUCGUCCGCUCCUCGACCUCACGAUGCUUUGGAACAGACACGAGAUUCCGACCGGGAUACCAAAGAUCUUGACAUACAACUCCUCUCCUUCCUACCUCCAAGACCUCCUCUCCUACCAAGACCUCCGACUCCGCCACCAACCCAACGCCAUCCUCGGCCGCCCCGACGCAGUCUUUCAACUCUCCGCCCUCGCAGCUCUGCGAGCUCUCCAACCCGUCUUCUGGAAGUCGCAAGACUCCCGCGAGGAGUCUUUCGUGCUGACUUUGCCCGACCUCCACCAGAGUAACAUCUUCGUAGACGACGACUGGAAUAUCGUCGGUGUCAUUGACUUUGAGUUCGCGCCUGUGCAACCCAUCGGGAUCGUGCAUGUUCCUACUUGGCUUACGGACAAAGGUGUCGAUGAGCUGGUUGGUCCGGCGCUGGACGAGUAUCGGGAAGCGCAUGAUCGGUUUCUUGAGGUUCUGCAGGAAGAAGAAGAAUCGGCGGACCGGGAGCCGGUCCCAUCGCCUGCCGCAAAGCAUCACCUCAGCAGCCGCCUGCGACAAGACUGGCAAACAGGAAAGAUGUGGUUCAAUGCUGCGCUGCGCAGUACGAAUGCUUUCCCGCUGGUGUUUGAACAGCAUAUCCAGCCGAGGUUUUUUGAAAAAUUCGACCCGGACGUUGAGGGGAAUGCGCUUAUGCGGCUUUGGAGUGAGGAGGACUGUGAGGAGUUUAUUGCGAAGAAAUUGAGGGAUAAGAAGGGGUAUGAGGAGCGGGUGAGGGGGUUGUUCGAUGCGGCAGGAAACCGUGCGCAAUCGCAAGUGUGA